AUGGCCUGGAGCCAGUGUCCCACAGCCAGCCAGUCUCAACAGCCAGCCAGUCUCCACAGCCAGCCCAGUCUCACAGCCAGCCAGUCUCCCAGCCAGCCAGCUGCCCUCGCAGCAGGCCUCCACCAACCAGUCUCCCAACCAGUCUCCCAACCAGUCUCCCAGCCAGCCAGCCUCCCACCCCAGUCUCCCAAGCCAGCCAGCAUCCCAGCUAGUCUCCCAGCCAGCCAGUCCUCCCAGCCAGUCUCCCAGCCAGCCAGUCUCCCAGCCAGUCUCUCCACAGCCAGGCUCCCAGCCAGUUCUCCCAGCCAGUCCAUCCCAGUCGCCAGGUCUCCCAGCCAGUCUCCCAGCCCAGUCUCCCAGUCUGCCUCCAUCCAGUACUCGCCAACGCCAUUCUCCAGCCAGUCUCCCAGCCAGCCACACCGGUCCUCCCAGCCAGUCUCCAGCCAGGCCAGUCCUAUCCAGCCAGUCUCCCAGCCAGCCAGCCAGCCAGCCAACCAGUCUCCCAGCCAGUCUUCCAGCCAGUCUCCAUCCAGUUCCCAGCCAGUCUCCCAGCCAGCCAUCUCCCAGCCAGUCUCCCAGCCAGCCAGCCAGUCUCCCAGCCAGUCUCCCAUCCAGUCGUCUCCCAGCCAGUCUCACAGCCAGUCUCCCAGCCAGCCAGCCAGUCUCCCAGCCAGCACCAGUCUCACAGCAGCCAGUCUCACAGCCAGCCAGUCUCACAGCCAGCCAGUCUCCCAGCCAGCCAGUCUCCCGCAGCCAGCUGCCUCAGCAGCCUCCCAACCAGUCUCCACCAGUCUCCACCAGCCAGCCUCAGCCAGUCUCCCAGCCAGCCAGCAUCCAGCUAGUCUCCCAGCCAGCCAGCCCUCCAGCCAGUCUCCGCCAGCCAGUCUCACAGCCAGCCAGUCUCCCAGCCAGCCAGCUGGCCCCUCCCCCAGCCAGCCUCCAACCAUCCCAACCAGUCUCCCAGCCAGCCAGCCUCCAGCCAGUCUCCAGCCAGCCAGUCUCACAGCGCCAGUCUGCACAGCCAGCCAGUCUCCCAGGCCAGCCAGCUGGCCUCCCAGCCAGCCUCCCAACCAGUCUCCCAACCAGUCUCCCAGCAGCAGCCUCCAGCCAGUCUCCCAGCCAGCCAGCAUCCAGCUAGUCUCCCAGCCAGCCAGCCUCCAGCCAGUCUCCAGCCAGCCAGUCUCCCAGCAGUCUCCCAGCCAGCCAGCCAGUCUCCCAGCCAGUCUCCAGCCAGCCUCCAGUCAGCCGUCUCCCAGCCAGUCUCCCAGCCAGUCUCCCAGUCUCUCAUCCAGUAUCCCAGCCGGUCUCCCAGCCAGCCAGCCCAGCCAGCCAGCAGCCAAUCUCCCAUCCAGUCUCCCAGUCUCCCAUCCAGUUCCCAGCCAGUCUCCCAGCCAGCCAACCAGUCUCCCAGCCAGUCUCCUAGCCAGCCUCCCAGCCAGUCUCCCAGCCAGCCAGCCAGCCAGCCAACCAGUCUCCCAGCCAGUCUUCCAGCCAGUCUCCCAUCCAGUUCUCCAGCCAUCUCCCAGCCAUCCAGUCUCCCAUCCAGUUCUCCCAGUCUCCCAUCCAGUCUCCAGCCAGUCUCCCAGCAGCCAGCCAGUCUCCCAGCCAGUCUCCCAUCCAGUCGUCUCCCAGCCAGUCUCACAGCAGUCUCCCAGCCAGCCAGCCAGUCUCCCCAGCCAGCACUUCUCCCAUGCCCCACCCCCAGCUCUCUCCCAGCCUCCACCCCCAGCUCUCUCCAGUCCCACCCUCCCGAGCUCUUCCGCCCCACACCCAGCUCUCAUCCAGCUCUCUCCGCAGUCCACCCAGCUCUCUUCCCAGGCCCACCCCAGCUCUCUCGACAGGCCCAUCCCCAGCUCUCUCCCAGUCCACACGGAAACGCCAGUCUACAUUCCCAGCGCCCCUACAGCUCUCUCCCAGCUCUCUCGUCCAGUCCCACCCAGCUCUCUCCAGCCCACGCCUACAGCUCUCUCAGCUGCUAUUGCCCAGUGCCCACCCCUCAGCUACUCUCCCAGCCCACCAACCCAGCUCUUCUUCCCAAGCUACUCUCGCACCAGUCCCACCCGCAGCUUCUCCCAGGCCCACCCAGCCCAAGGCUUCUCUACAAGCCACAUCUCCCCAGCUUACUCUUCCCCGUUCACCCUACCCCCAGCUCUCUCCCAGCCCCACCCCCCAUCUCUCUCCCACUCUCUCACAGUCCCAUCCCACUCUUCUCCCAGGCCCAUCCCAGCUCUCUCACAGCCCUCCAUCCCCAGCUUCUCCAGGCCCAUCCCCAUGACUCUCUUCCAGUCCACAUCCCAGCUCUCUCACAGCUCCCUCCCCAUGCUUCUCCCCAUCCCUCUAUGCUCUCGUUCUUUCCCACUAGACUCUGCUCUCCAAAGUCUUCCAAUCGGCCAGAGUCUCCCAGGGCCCACAUACCCAGCUUCUCUCCCCAGCCCAUCCCAGCUCUCUCCCAGCCCAUCCCCAGCUCUCUCCCAGCCCCAUCCCCAGCUCUCUCCCGGCCCCUAUCCCCAAGCUCCUCCCAGCCACCUCCAUGUUCUCUCCCAGCCCCCCCGCCUAGCUCUGUAG
Messenger RNA from Salvelinus sp. IW2-2015, 2565 nucleotides. The record is from RefSeq and is a predicted model, not a curated record. Lineage: Eukaryota; Metazoa; Chordata; Actinopteri; Salmoniformes; Salmonidae.